Molecule: messenger RNA, 2709 nt
Organism: Daldinia childiae
Lineage: Eukaryota; Fungi; Ascomycota; Sordariomycetes; Xylariales; Hypoxylaceae
Exons: 3
Coding region: 1-2709 (902 amino acids)
Biological process (GO): regulation of DNA-templated transcription; DNA-templated transcription
Molecular function (GO): zinc ion binding; DNA-binding transcription factor activity, RNA polymerase II-specific; DNA binding
Source: RefSeq, a predicted model, not a curated record
AUGUCGCACGUCCCGAUUAUCAAAUAUGCGACAGCUACCCCGGAAACUCCAGGGGAAUUAGCGUUAACUAGCCAUGGUACGGGUCCAUCCUCCGAAAUAAACGCGAACGCUUCCCGACCCGGCACCUCUCUAGGAACGUCCGCGACACCUGGACCAAGGGCACGCAGUUGUGUCACAUGCCGCACACGAAAGGUGCGAUGUGACAAGACGUCACCAUGUUCAAAUUGCCGCCGCGCAAGAAUUCCCUGCGUUUUUCCUUCCUCCGACAAGCCCCCGCGAUGGGCUCGUCGGCUGGAGCGCAUUGCGAACAAUGCUAAGGCUGAGCAAGAAGCCGGUUCGGAUGUCAGUCAAGUUAUGGACAGGCUUCGAAACCUCGAAGGCCUUGUGAAAGAACUUAGUAGUCAGUUAGAGCAAGCUCACAGCGCUGCAAAUACGAAUAGCCAUGGCUCACCUUCAGCAAACUCACCGGGGAGUUCUAGCCAUGAUCACGAUGCGGAUAACCAUACGAUUUCGCUACCUAUAACAAAUUCUUCUAAUCUAUCGAAGCAGUUUGGUAGGCUUGUUCUCGGGGAUGCUGGUCAGAGUCACUACGUAAGCAACGGCUUCUGGUCGCGUGUUAACGAUGAGCUCGAUGGCCUUAAAAUGGAAACUGAGGGUCUGGCUAGUGGAGACUACGAUAGUUCCGAGGACGAAGAUUCACUUAGCAAGACCCCGUCUACCCAGGAACUAGAUAGGACGCCCUCACAACGACACGCAUUUCUGUUCGGCCACAAUCUUAGCUCUCAUGGACCUAAUAUCCGCGAGUUUCACCCACCACUAUCCCAGAUCCCCUUUAUCGUGGAUGUCUUCUAUCGAAACGUCAAUCUUCUAACUCAGGUGGUCCAUAUGCCUACAUUGAAUAAGAUGGUGCAGAGUCUGCAAGACAGUGGCCCCUCGAUUCUCACACCGGCCAACGAGGCUCUAAUGUUUGCUAUAUAUUAUUCUGCGAUAACCUCCAUGGAGGAGGAAGAUGUCGUAGCUAAUCUCGGCCCUUCUAAAUCUGAACUGAACCUAAAGUACCGUCUGGGCUUAGAGUACGCACUUGCGAAAGCAGACUUUCUAAAUGUGCCUGACAUAGUUCUUAUACAGGCGUUUGCUAUAUUCUUAUGUUUAGCUCGCCGAUAUGAUAGCCCGAGGUUUGUGUACAUGAUGACAGGGCUUGUCAUCAGGAUGGCUCUGGCUCUAGGAUUGCAUCGUGAUGGUAGCCAUUUCCCUCACCUUACGCCCUUUGAAGCUGAAAUGCGACGAAGACUAUGGUGGCACAUUUGCCUCCUUGAUGUGAGGGCCUCUGAGGACCAAGGCAUGGACCUCACCAUCACGCCCGGCAGCUUCGACACGCGACAGCCUCUGAAUAUUAACAAUGAUGACAUCGACCCCGAAACAAAGGAAAUGCCGAAGGAACGAGAGGGUAUAACUGAUAUGACCUUCUCUCUCAUGACCAGUACUCAGUGCGAAGUAACGAGGGAAAUGAUGGCUGUGAGUCUUAAAAAUGGGACACCGCAGAUAGAUGUCCAGGACCGCCUACUGAACGAGUACUACGGGAGGCUAGAGAAAGCAUAUCUUCAAUACUCUAGCGCAGAGGGAAACGUCACAUACUGGGUGGUUGUCGUCAUAGCAGGACUUGUAAUGGCUAAGAUGAGUCUAAUAGUCUACUUCCCCUUGCUCUUCUCACCCCAAAGUGAGUAUGCUUCAGACGAGAUGCGUAAUAGGCUGUUUAUAGCUGCGAUCGAGGUAGCUGAGUAUAACCACGCGCUCAACGCCGAACAGGCCUGCCGCCAAUGGCGCUGGAUUUACCAGACGUACACGCAUUGGUAUGCCGUCGUCUACCUCCUAAUCGAGGUGACACGGCGCCCCUGGUCGCCUCUCGUCGAACGCGCAUGGGUCGCGCUCCAUAGCAACUGGCUUAUCCCCACCCGCAGCAAUACGGAUAAAAACCUGCGCUUCUGGUUCCCUCUCCGAAAGCUCAUGGCUAAGGCUCGACGGCACCGCGAAGCUGAGAUUGAGCGGCUUCGGUCUGACCCGCAGGCAGCGCGGCAGUUGGAAACGGAGGACAGGGGUGCUACUCAACCGAGUAGCUCAGGCCCAUUUCCGGGCCCCGAUAGCGCCGAGACUUUCCGUGAGCGCUGGCGCCAGCUCGUAACCGUAUCACAAAGCCUGGGGGAUUAUACCCAGACGGUUGCUCAGCUCACUAGAGGGGUUCUAGUGCCACCUAGUAUUACCUAUUCUGCUGAAACUAACGGGCCGGGCUUCGGCUCUAUACCUUCAUAUGAUUCAAGCGCCUCAGUACCCCAACCCGGAUUCGCGUAUCCCCAGUCUAGAUUACCGCAGGGGAGCGGAUUUUUUCCGCCAAACAUUUCUAGCGGGAGUUUCUCCGAGCCGAACUUUGGGUUUCAACAGAAUCCUCAUAACGAAGCUGUACCGGGGACUCUAUCAGCUGGUCCAGCUUGCGGAUUAUCUUCGGCGUCUAUGGACUUGGGACCAGGCUUCGGAGCUUGGCUAUGGGCUGAUGCGGACCCGUCGGUUGACGUAUUUGCUGAUAUGGAUUUAGAAGCAGUAGAUCUGAAUUUAGAUUUGGACGGCGAGGUCGAUUGGAAUAAUUGGGUGGCGUCGGCGAAUGGGAUGAAUUGGACGGGUGAUUCAGCAGAUGGAAAUCAGAGAUAUCAAUCUUAA